AUGACCAGCUCUCGCUGCGAAGACGCCAAAGAAAAACAAGGAAAACGCGCUUCUCGUUGAUCUUAGAUACCGACCGCAGCAUCUCGUCUUAAAGCCGCAAUAUUCUGAAUAUCAGUCGGGCUGAAAAGGCAGCGUGAUCGACAUCCGUCAUUGCGGAACAGCUGAUGUUUAUUUUGUCUUCCGGCAGGUAAACAGAAGCCUGCUUGACCGAAACGUCAUCGCAAAAACAAUGACGUUUUAAGAUCACUGUGCGACGCCCCUGCGUCCCAGCAGCUGCCGCCAGCGUCCGACGAUGAGGAUGAUGAAGAUGAAGCAGGGGUGCGAGGGGUAUUAAUAGGCGGCGUCACUCUCUCGCCCUCACUGUUGACACCGGGGGGUUUGGUGGAGAGCGGUGGACCGGGCUCGGGGGGCAAGAUCCUCAUCUCACUUGCUGGACUUUAAUUCAACAACCACAAGGAGCAACCAUGGAUUUGCUUGCGGUUCUCAACCUGGGAGAUUUCCCUCAAGUUUUCUCCAAAAUGGGAAUGUUUCCGGUCUUUGACCUCGCGUACUACAUCGUUUCCAUCCUCUACCUCAAGUAUGAACCAGGCUCGGUGGAGGUUUCGCGCCGGAGCCCGGUGGCCUCCUGGCUCUGCGCCAUGCUCUACUGCUUCGGCAGCUACAUUCUGGCAGACGUCAUGCUCGGCAGCAGCCCCCUGGACUAUUUCCAACACAACAGCCACAUCCUGCUGGCCACCGCUGUCUGGUACCUCAUCUUCUACUGCCCUCUCAACCUCUUCUACAAGUGUGUGGCUUUCCUGCCCGUCAAGCUGGUGUUGGUGGCUCUGAAGGAAGUGGUCCGGACUCGCAAGAUCGCCGCCGGCGUCCACCACGCCCACCACGCCUACCACCACGGCUUCUUCAUCAUGGUCAUCGUCGGCUACGUCAAGGGUUCCGGGGUUGCUCUGAUGUCUAAUUUCGAGCAGCUGCUGCGAGGAGUUUGGAGACCUGAGACCAACGAGAUCCUCAACAUGUCAUUCCCGACCAAAGCCAGUCUGUACGGCGCCAUCCUCUUCACCCUGCAGGAGGCGCACUGGUUGCCCAUCUCCAAGAGCACCCUCAUCCUCAUCUUCACCCUCUUCAUGGCCACCAGCAAGGUGGUGAUGACCGCCCGACACUCCCACGGCUCCCCCUUCGCACUCAUCGAGUCCUGGAUUUGCCAUCUGCUGUUCGGCUCCCCUCUGGGAGGUUCGGAGGAAGACCACCACCACACCCCCGCCGCAGCCUCCGCCCCCAAGUCCAAGGAAGAGCUGAGCGAAGGCGCUCGCAAGAGGAAAGCAAAGAAAGCCGAGUAAAAGAGGAGCGAAAGGUGCGACUGUGACGGCGGCCCUCGGCGGGAGCCGGGGCCUCUCUGUUUUCCACAGACUCUGAUAGUCAACCUGGACAUUGAAAACAUUUUUAUUCAUCUGCAUCAGUGAGUGACCCGCGUUCAGGACGACCAGCUGUUCAGAGGUUUAAUUCGGUGCGGCUCACCUCGACUCAGUGCAGACAGGAAUCCGGAUGUAAAAAGAAAAUCAGAAUCAGUCCAAUGUGAACGAAGCGUUUUGUGACGAAAGGUCGCUGCUUUUUACAAGAAAUAAAGUGGAACAAAACUUCA
Synchiropus splendidus (mandarinfish) is the source of this 1636-nucleotide messenger RNA. RefSeq names its product transmembrane protein 38A (gene tmem38a). NCBI's taxonomy places the organism in Eukaryota, Metazoa, Chordata, Actinopteri, Syngnathiformes, Callionymidae. The transcript has 6 exons. Gene Ontology annotation, molecular function: identical protein binding; potassium channel activity. Bases 465 to 1334 code for a protein of 289 amino acids. Gene Ontology annotation, cellular component: membrane. The record is from RefSeq and is a predicted model, not a curated record. Gene Ontology annotation, biological process: potassium ion transmembrane transport.